UUAACAUAUGUCCUCUCAGCAGCUGCUUAACUUUUCUCUUACAGUCUUACCACUGCCUCCCGGGGUUCCCAUGUUUGUUCCUCUUUCCCAACCUCCUGUGUCUUGUUACCAUAUGAAUGUCGCUCACACACAGUUGCCACCAUCAAAUCCUGUUUUCAUGCCUUCAAAGGCAUCUAACAUGUCGAUCCCAACACCAAAAGUGGAAAUGUCUCCCGUUUCAUCAGUUAACAAAGAGACUGUUAACGAACAUAACCCAACUCAAAAAGUUAUAACUGCUCCACCACAAAUGGCUGGACCAAACGAGUUAGCGGCACGAGCCAAGCAAGCCGCUGCGGCGGUUGCAGCUGCCAAGUCUAAAGCUGAAGACGAAGACGAUGAUGUUACUCGAGCAUUGCUAGCUGCGGCAGCGGGAGUUACUUAUACUCGAGUUCAGGGGCCAGAUGGAAAAGAAAAGGUUUUAGCAAGUAUCACUAAACCUCCGCUAACACCAGUCGUUACACAAUCAAGUAAAAAAUCAAAGCUAACCGAUCUCAAUACGGAUACGGAAGUGAACAAAGUAACACAAACAACAAUAUUACCACCGGUACCACCUACAAUUUAUCGUUCUGCUAGUACAACUACAAAUGAUCAAGUCUAUAAAAAGAAAAAGUACAUUCGCACAGCUGCUGGAGCCACUUGGGAAGACCCGACUUUGGUUGAAUGGGAUCCAAAUGACUUCCGAUUAUUUUGUGGGGAUUUGGGAAAUGAAGUGACAGAUGACACUUUAGCACGAGCAUUUAACCGCUACCCUUCUUUUCAAAAAGCAAAAGUUGUUCGAGACAAACGUACCAGUAAAUCUCGUGGUUAUGGUUUCGUUAGCUUUUCUGAUCCUGGAGAUUUCACACGUGCCAUGCGAGAAAUGAAUGGUAAGUUAUAAUCUACUGUUACUAGGCUAUAUACAAAAUUGUCUGCUCUGUCCGAUUACUUAUCUUGAUCAAUCGAAUAAAACGAGAUUUUGCUUGCAGUUCCGUACCAAUUAAUAGAUACUAAACACAAAUAACUUCAAAGGUGAAACAUAAUUUGCUUGUUUUCUUUAGUAGAUGUAGGAUGAUAAAAUCUAGAAAAACCUCUUUAUUAUUGGAAUCCAUUGUCGAACUCUGUACAAGUAAAAAAUGCAUAUGAUUUUGGCCAUGUGUAGGAUAAACUUGUGGUUUGUAUAUUUAAUAACAGAGAGGUGCUUUCUACAGCUAUUACCGUUAUCUCACCGACGAUGAUUUUCUCUUAUCAACUCAGUAAAUACAGCUCAUUUGGAUGUUACUCAGAACGGACAUGACUUGGAAAGAUGACAUGUCACACAAAUGCCGAUUCGUAUAACUGCACUUCGCAGAAGCAUAAUGAGUGUCUUAAAGACCACUACAGAUUAAAGAUUCCUGAUAUUUAGACAAAAGAAUACACCUGGGUCCUUGUGAUCUAUUUCAGCCAGUCUCCUAACGCCAAUAGUGAUAUAAAGCAAAUCGGACUUUUAUCCCAAAACAUUACUUAUGAAAUUUCAAUUAGAGUACCAAGACUUUUAAUACUUUCCCAUCAAAACCAAUUUAUCAAACUCCAAUUUUAUUUUCGAUAGGAAUUACAGAAUGUGAUGAUUGUAGAAAAGACUGGAUAAAAAGAUAUUGGCUGUGUUUGUGGAAUAUAAGCUAUACGACAGUAACUGAAGGAAUUCACAUUAUUUGUCACUACAAGAAUUCAAUCAGUCAUAAAUAACGUAAGAACUGUGGCGCAUGCUGACCACCCCAAAUUACUAGACGACAUUAGUACAAAACCAUACAAAUUACUCCAUCUAAAGAACCAGCAUUUAUUUCAUUUGGACACAUAAAUAUUGGUAUAAAGAAGUACCAGAUAAUAUGCGCCACACAAUUAUAGUGAGAAUGUGAAGAGAUACAGAAUAAGAGGUGCGUAUAAGAACAAAGAAGUAAGACAAUGAACAGAAAUUAGUGUAUGAUAGUGAAAUAGAAAUAAAAGGAGAGGAAGUUCAGUCACAGCGAAUUCUUCCACAUAAGGUAGUUACGUCCUUUUUUAUAUGAAGAAAGUAAAAGGUUGCAACAAAAUCGCCACUGGCUUCUAUUCUGAAUGUCUGGUGACUUCUCAAGCCAUUGUGUUGCACCAUCUCUAGGACCCUAACCAGGGAGUCGUGAAGGACCAAGAGAGGCCAGUCAUGUACAGCUUUUCUUCAUACCACUACACCAUGUCAUACACUGAUCACCUCUCCACUUCCUCCAACCUGUUCCAGCGUCGGCAAAUAAUGCAAGACAUGGAAUCCUCCGGGACGACAUUCGUAAAACAUUUCCAAGCCACCGAAGUCGAUGUUUCAAAUAGUGACACUAAUUGAACUAUCGUCACUGUGCUCAAACGCACGAUUCUGCCACUAGACGUGACCAAUCCUCCAGAGACAACGAUGAUCAAACACAGUCGUAUAACAUCCUCAACUCGAAGAGGUCAGAUUUCACAAACAUAGAGCAAAACUGCUCUCACCGACGCGUUGUAGGUCCAACC
Molecule: messenger RNA, 2529 nt
Organism: Schistosoma mattheei
Lineage: Eukaryota; Metazoa; Platyhelminthes; Trematoda; Strigeidida; Schistosomatidae
Source: the annotation of a GenBank genome assembly